This is a messenger RNA of Penicillium macrosclerotiorum, 1572 nucleotides long. Its product is annotated as sugar porter family MFS transporter. The transcript has a single exon. The record is from RefSeq and is a predicted model, not a curated record. Gene Ontology annotation, molecular function: carbohydrate:proton symporter activity. Gene Ontology annotation, biological process: carbohydrate transport; transmembrane transport. Gene Ontology annotation, cellular component: membrane. Lineage: Eukaryota; Fungi; Ascomycota; Eurotiomycetes; Eurotiales; Aspergillaceae. Bases 1 to 1572 code for a protein of 523 amino acids.
AUGUCUUCACUCUUAAGCUUAACUGGGAGGGCGCUACGGAUGGCGCAGGUCAUUCUUGUUGUUGCCCCGGCCUUUAUUAUUUUCGGAUACAACCAAGCUGGCGCUGGCCCUCUUGCAACUCUUCAGAGCUGGGUAAAGGUCUUUCCCCAGAUCGAUACUAUCAAUACCACGGGUACCGAGGAGGCUACGAACUCUACUCGUAAAGGUGCCGUUAUCGCCUCCUUUCAAAUCGGAGCUCUCAUAGGAGCGCUAUCUUGUACUUUUAUAUCCGAACACCUAGGCCGCCGCAAAACGAUAUUUAUUGGUUCUAUCCUUACUAUCGCCGGUGAAGUCUUGCAAGUGUCAGCGUUCUCGAUAAUCCAUUUCACUGUGGGUCGAAUCAUCUUGGGCAUGGGUGUGGGCCAAUUCAGUGUUGCGGUACCGGUUUGGCAAUCGGAAUGCUCGUCAGCCAAGAAUCGUGGCCAACAUGUCAUUCUUGCUGGCAUAUUCAUGUGCCUGGGAUACGCAUUGUGCAACUGGAUUGACUUUGGAUUCAGCAAUCUCCCGAACAGCAAUACAGGCCAGUGGCGGGGUCCGUUUGCCCUUUCACUAUUUCCAUCCUUGAUUAUUGCUUCUUCAGUCUUCUUUCUUCCAGAAUCACCUCGAUGGCUCGUGCGUGUUAAUCGGGUCGAUGAAGCGACCACCAGCUUGGCAGCAUAUAAGGGAAAAAUCCCGGAUGACGAUGCAAUUAGAUCGGAGAUUGCUGGUAUUGAGUUGUCACUCGAAGUCACCGCUCAAUCAAAAGGUGCACUUCGACAGAUGUUCUCUAAGCAUGAUGAGGAGCGCUCACUAUAUCGCUUUUGUCUUUGCCUCGUUUUGCAAUUUUUCCAACAGAUGUGUGGAGGAAAUCUCAUAUCUGUAUACGCAUCAACGAUUUUUGAACAAAAUUUGAACAUGAGUGCCAGCCUUUCCAAAAUUCUAGCCUCUUGUGCCCUGACCUGGAAGUUUCUGUGUUGUUUCAUCGCCUUUUUCGCGAUUGAUCGUCUGGGCCGACGUGCGGUUUUCAUGGUCAGUGGGACUGGCAUGGCGAUUUGCAUGGCAGCAAUGGCCGUGACAACCAGCUUUGGCUCGGAUAACAAAAGCGCUUCCGUUGCCUCAGCGGUCUUCAUCUUUCUUUUCAACCUGUUCUACCCAAUUGGUUUCCUGGGUGGCAAUUUUCUCUACUGUACAGAGGUGGCACCCGUCCGUCUGCGUAUCGCUAUGUCUUCAAUUUCUACCGCCAACCACUGGCUGUGGAACUUCGUUGUCGUCAUGGUAACCCCCGUGGCUUUGGACACCAUCGGAUACCGAUAUUAUAUCAUGUACGCGAUCCUAUCAGCCUGUAUUCCUGUUCUUGUUUACUUCUUUUACCCGGAAACAAUGAACCGGAACCUGGAGCUGCUCAACCAUGUCUUUCGUGAUGCAUCCUCGCCGUGGGAGAUUGUCUCUAUGGCGCGGUCUUUGCCUCAGGGUGAGAUAGCCAAGAUCGAUUUGAUGGCCCACGACAAGGAAAAGGCAGAUGUAUGUUCGGUUGAAAUGAAAGAGAAUGUAUAA